Messenger RNA from Colletotrichum fioriniae, 516 nucleotides. The record is from RefSeq and is a predicted model, not a curated record. Lineage: Eukaryota; Fungi; Ascomycota; Sordariomycetes; Glomerellales; Glomerellaceae.
AUGGAGUAUACCAAACACAAGGAGGACCCUGUGGAUGGCUUCAUCAUGCAAGGCCCGGCAUCUGACCGGGAGUCUAUCGAGGACUUUGUCAAACCUGCCUGGUUGAAGGAGAGUUUGGAGCACGCAGAGAAGCUAAUUUCCGCUGGGAAAGAGACCGAAGCGAUGCCCAAAGAUCUAGUGCCAAGCUUCUUCUCGACACCCAUGACGGCCUACCGUUGGCAUUCUCUGGCGGCUAAGGGAGGUGAUGAUGAUUACUUUUCAUCCGACCUCGAGGAAUCGUUCGUCUCCGAGGUCUGGAAUCGUUUCCAGCAGCCCGUCAUGGUCCUACACUCUGCAGAAGACGAGUUCGUGCCAGCCAAGAUCGACAAGCAAGCUCUGAUAGAUCUGUGGAAGAAGACAAACUCCAAGGUCAACGAGCUGUCUGGCUUGAUUCCCGGAGCAAGCCACACUGUAAAGAACCCGGAGUCACAGCGGUGGCUGGCAGAGCGUGUGGCUCAGUUCAUCCAGCAAGUAUGA